Messenger RNA from Aureobasidium musti, 915 nucleotides. The record is from the annotation of a GenBank genome assembly. NCBI's taxonomy places the organism in Eukaryota, Fungi, Ascomycota, Dothideomycetes, Dothideales, Saccotheciaceae.
AUGCCCGCUUCCCACCACGAUGCCCUCUCGUCGCAACCUGCCCUAGUAAACCGCGCAAUUGCCAUGCACCUCCUGCGUGAAGGCCAGUUCAACGUAGCCCAGACCUUCAUCGCAGAAGCAAAUGCAAAUCCGAAUGCCACUGCCACAAGAACUGCUUCAGAUGGGGAUAGCCUCAUGGAGAACGGACAAGACUCGCAUCUCUACGACAUGGACGGUGACAGCGCUGGUGCUCUGCAGUCAAGAUUUGCCCACAUGUACCUCGUCCUGGACGCCCUACGCAACAACCACGACCUGAAUCCUGCCAUCGACUGGGCUCGCCAACACAGCCAUCAACUCGAGCUGCGAGGUUCAAAUCUCGAGUUCGAUCUAUGCCGUCUACGCUUUGUCGAGCUCUACACCCGCCACCAUCCCAACGACCACAUGUCCGGCCCCCUGCAAGCUCUCGAGUACGCCCGCCAGACCUUCCCCAACUUUUCCGCUCGAUACAUGCGCGAGACGUCGUCUCUACUUGGCUCUUUAGCCUUUGCUCCCGCCCUGACCUCCUCACCUUACAAGACCGUCUUCUUCAACGAAGACGCCUGGGAACACGCAGCAUCCAGCUUCAUCCGCGAAUUCUGCGCCAUGCUGGGUCUGAGUGAAAAGAGCCCUCUGUACACCGCCGCAACAGCUGGCUCCAUCGCUCUUCCCGUCCUCGAGAAACUCGAGCGCGUCAUGGGCGAGGUCGGAGGCCAGUGGACCAGUGUCAAUGAACUGCCCGUCGAGAUCCCAUUACCACAUUCAUAUCUCUUCCAUUCCAUCUUUGUCUGUCCGGUCAGCAAAGAACAAGGAACCGAUGCCAAUCCUCCCAUGAUGCUGCCUUGCGGUCAUGUUAUUGCCAAAGAAUCGCUCGAAAAGAUUAGCAGGGGAAACAAGUAA